Asterias rubens (European starfish) is the source of this 1476-nucleotide messenger RNA. RefSeq names its product probable L-cysteine desulfhydrase, chloroplastic. The record is from RefSeq and is a predicted model, not a curated record. Bases 59 to 1375 code for a protein of 438 amino acids. The transcript has 13 exons. NCBI's taxonomy places the organism in Eukaryota, Metazoa, Echinodermata, Asteroidea, Forcipulatida, Asteriidae.
AAAUAAUAUUAGAACUUGAAAAAGUUUACGAAGUCAUAGAGUCACAAUAUCAACCAGCAUGACGUUGUCAGUUGUGAAGCGCGACUUUGGAUCAUUCCACGCAUCUAAUGUUGAAGAGCUCAUUGCGUUGUCUGAGGAAGAUUAUGUUCCACCCGAUCUUCCAGCAGAUCUUCCACAAUUCUCAGAGUACAAAUCUGAUCCAUCCACAAUCCCUGCAUUGGGUUGUGCUAUGAAGCAAAGACACUUCCUUCUGGAGGAUAGCUGCACUUUUCUUAACCACGGCGCUUUCGGUUCCUGUCUUAAAGACGCCCUGGUUGCAUCUCAGACAUGGCAGGUUCACAUUGAGAGGCAACCCUUGAGAUUCUUUGACAGGCAUUCUCUUCCUCAUCUCGUGUAUGUCGUCCGAAGAUUAGCCAAGUUUGUUGGCUGCAAGCCUUCAGGAUUGGUUUUGGUACCAAACGUUACGAUGGCACUCAAUUGUGUCAUCAAGAAUAUUCACUUCAACCAGGGCGACACUAUCUACUAUCUCAACGUAACAUAUGGUGCAGUGAAGAAACUACUCAGACACACUGCAGAGAUGACGGGUGCCGUGCUACAAGAAGAAUCCAUCAUAUUCCCACUGACCUCAAAAGAGCAGAUUGUAGAAACUGUCAAGAAAAGUUUGAAAUCUGGGACACGAUUGGCUGUAUUUGACCACAUCCCUAGCAACACAGCCUUCAUUCUACCAAUCAAAGAGCUUGUAGAAAUCUGUCAUGAAAGAGGUGUUCCUGUGUUGAUUGAUGGAGCCCACGCUCUUGGUACCCUACCCUUGGACCUCGAUUCACUAGGGGUAGACUUCUAUACCUCCAAUGGGCACAAGUGGUUCUGUUGCCCCAAGGGAUGUGCCUUCUUGUAUGUCGGGAAGGCGUGGAGGGGUACUACUAGACCCUUAGUGGUGUCCCACGGAUGGGGGAGUGGGUUCAACUCAGAGUUCAUGUGGUCAGGUCUUCGUGAUUACAGUCCAUUUCUAGCGCUACACACCGUUCUUGAUUUCUGGCAGAGUGUUGGGGUUGAUAGGAUAAGAGGUUACAUUCAUCAAUUACUCUGUGAUGCAGCGAAUCUUCUCCGUACUGAGUGGAAUACAAACUUGCUAGCUCCUUUAGAUAUGUGUGGUGCUAUGGCCCUCGUGCGCCUCCCACCUCACAUUACUGAAAGCAAGACAAUCAAUUAUGAUGUAGCUGAGGUGAUACAAAACAGGUUGUACCACGAGCAUAACAUUGAGGUACCAAUUAAAUCAGUGGACGGUGAGCUGUAUGUACGGAUCUCAGUGCAUAUCUACAACGAAUUACCAGAAUAUCGCAGACUAGCAGAUUGUAUAAACUCUAUGAAACCUUGAAACAUUACAUCUAUUAAAUGUAGUUGGUAAGAUACUGCUCUAGAACUGCAUAAAGGUCCUGCCGUCGAUUUCACAAAGUGUUAGGACUCGUCUUAUCUCGA